AUGGAUCAUCACUGUCCCUGGUUGAACAACUGCAUUGGUCAUUACAACCAUCGAUACUUUUUCCUCUUCUGCUUUUUCGCUUGGCUGGGCACUGUUUUUGUGGGUGUUUUUGGAAUUUGGAUUUACAUCGAUCACUUUUAUCCUCGACAUAGCAUUUUCCAAGAGCCCAUAUACCACAAGUAUGAUGGACAAGAGUUCAGUCAGGAGUUUAUCUACUUGGAUCAAACGUAUGUAAUUCUCGGGCUGUUUGAAGUCAGCCAUGCUAAUCUGCGCGGAAAAGGCGUACUCUACGUUUUCUGGUGCUCAUUGCUGAUUUUCAUUCUCGUUGGCGCUCUUCUUGCCUACCACAGCCUACUGAUCACCAAGGGGGAAACCUGCAUCGAGCGGCACAUUAAUCGCAAGAACAAGGAAGCGUGCAAGCGGUUCAAGCGACGCUUUCACAAUCCUUAUGACUUUGGAGCUCGACAGAACUGGCNCAAGCGACGCUUUCACAAUCCUUAUGACUUUGGAGCUCGACAGAACUGGCGGAACUUUUUACUCGGUGACAAGGCCAGAGACAGCAACUGCAGCUACGGCCCGCUGAUCAGUCUAAUUGUGCCCCUGGACAACCCGCCCAUUGGCGACGGUUUCACCUGGCAGAAGGUCGAGCAAGGUUUCAUUUGA
This is a messenger RNA of Rhagoletis zephyria (snowberry fruit fly), 663 nucleotides long. Lineage: Eukaryota; Metazoa; Arthropoda; Insecta; Diptera; Tephritidae. The record is from RefSeq and is a predicted model, not a curated record.